Lasiosphaeria miniovina is the source of this 996-nucleotide messenger RNA. RefSeq lists its product as uncharacterized. The transcript has a single exon. Bases 1 to 996 code for a protein of 331 amino acids. The record is from RefSeq and is a predicted model, not a curated record. Lineage: Eukaryota; Fungi; Ascomycota; Sordariomycetes; Sordariales; Lasiosphaeriaceae.
AUGUCUUCUAAACCCACCCUUUCGCUGUCGACGCCAGUCACGGCAAACUUCCCUCACAUCCCGCCGCCUCCCUCGGAGCUUCGCUCGGCUGUCUCACUCCCCUCCGCCGUCGAGACGCCCCUGUCGGCCAUUUCACGGACAUCAGCCUUUCGGGAUCCCCUUCCGUCGUCGGGACUUCCGUCGGCCGGCUUGCCCUCGGCCGGCCCUUUCAGCGCCACCCUCAAGUUUGAAUAUGAUAUGCAGAAGACCCCCAUCACGCCGCCCGUGGCCUAUCUGGACUUCCUGAAGAGCAUGUCGUUGGUCUCGCCCUGUCUCACCUCUCCGCCCCAUACCGGCAAGGCCGCCUUGAAUAGAACAAGCACCGCCAGCGCCAGCAGCACAGUUAGCAGCGCCAGCGCCAGCAGCAAGGACAGUACCCCCAGCAGUGUCACUAGCGAUGCCGCGAGUUUGGACGACGGCGAGAAGGAGAAGAUCGAGCUGAUUGAGAGUGGUCCGUCCACGGCGCGGUCCGAUGUCAACAGCGAAUGUGGCGAUGAUGAGAAGACCAAGGAAAGGGAAAAGAGCCCACGGCCUUCGCCCAUCAGCAUCAAGUCCCCUCCGACGCCCGUUAACUCUUAUUAUCCACUGUCCGCCCCACUUGCGGGACCUUCUGUUUUCCCAAGCAUGAAACUCCCCACCUCACCUGCCGUUUCGGCCUCGGGCCUCUACUCCCCAAGGUCGCCGUUGAGUGCCGCGUCGGUGCACUCACCGUUUGACUGGGACGCGGCCCUGAAGGCAAAGCGGUUCUCAGACAUCCCCGGGGCGAAGCGCCCUGCUGCACCCGAGACGCCAACUGUGACCGUACCUGCUCCCACCCAUGCCAAGAGGGAGUCGAGGUCAAGUAUUCGACACAUACGAGAGGUCGUCACAAGGACGGUGACGUACACUCCACGGAUGGCCCCCGCUCCCAAGGGGAAGCGGAGAAAGCUCGACUCCGAGACGACACCAAAGUCAUGA